AGACCACAGAGUACAUUUUCACUGACGGACGGACUUCGUUUACGCCGGCGACUGUUGUUUUUUACUGAAAACCUGAAAUAAAAUACCUAUACAGAUUCGGAAAAGUAGAAGUAGAGGUAGUAUUUGUUCUAGUUUCAUUAUCUAGUUCAUAUGAAUAAAGUGCAGUGCAUUUGGGUUAUUAUUUUUUUCUGAAAAUGAAAUAUAUUAAUACGAUUUUGCAAAUAUUACUUUUACUAAACGUUUGCUUCGCAACAUUAUCUCCACCCACCGAUAAAAAGGCUCAAAAAACAGUGAAAACUCAGGAAGGACCCCGAAAAAAUAAUGUUCUGGAGCGGAAACUUGUUUCGGAAAAUCCUUUGGCGAGAGAUAUUAUAAAGUACCAUGGGACGUACCAUCAAGACGUGUCUUUUCGUAAUUUUAAGGGUUCUGUGCUUGGCUAUGUUACCCCUUGGAAUAACAAAGGAUAUGAGGUAGCCAAAACCUGGGCAUUAAAGUUUAACUAUGUCUCCCCGGUGUGGCUGCAAAUCAAGCGACAGGCACCCAACAUAUACAUCAUCACAGGCCUGCAUGAUGUAGACCAUGCAUGGAUGAAGUCUGUCAGGCAGAAAGGAUCAAAUAAUAAUUUAAAAAUUUUGCCAAGAAUCAUCUUUGAGAACUGGCAAGUAUCAGACUUGAAAGCUUUCUUCCUCGAGCCCACAAGCCAUUCUGAGCAAAAAGCUUUUAUUGAUGAGAUCAAGAAAGUCUGUAAGCAAUGGAAGUUUGAUGGAGUGGUGUUGGAGAUGCUAUCGCAGAUUGGAAAGUAUGCUGAAAAAUCUGUAAAGUUUAUCCAGCAAUUUGGAAUGGAAAUGACAGAGGAUGACUACCUUCUGAUUCUGGUGUACCCACCAUUCCGUGGUUAUCCCACUGAUGAGUUCUAUAUCCAAGCAUAUGAUGACAUUUAUCCAUAUGUUGAUGCUGUGUCAGUUAUGACUUAUGACUUUUCUAGUCCACAAAAACCAGGUCCCAAUGCACCAUUAUAUUGGAUGAGACUUUGCCUCGAUAAAUUAAUAGAAAAUGAUCAAAACACUUUGAGAAGGUCGAAAAUAUUGCUUGGAUUAAAUUUCUAUGGAAACUCUUAUACGGCGAAUGGAGGCGGUCCUAUUGUAGGCACAGAGUAUAUUGAACUGCUGAAGAAUGCAAAGAGUAACCAGGCAUUGUCCUUUAAUAAUAAUACUGCUGAAAACUAUAUUGAAAUAAGGACUUCUCAAGGCGCCAAGAAGAUAUUCUACCCCACCCUCUACUCCAUACAAAAGAGGCUAGACUUAGCUCGGGAGUACGGCACGGGCAUCGCCAUAUGGGAGCUGGGACAGGGUUUAGAUUAUUUCUAUGAUUUGUUUUGAUCUCUUGUGAUAUUAUUUUUAAGCCAAUAAAAUGUAUUUAAUUCA
Molecule: messenger RNA, 1424 nt
Organism: Plodia interpunctella (Indianmeal moth)
Lineage: Eukaryota; Metazoa; Arthropoda; Insecta; Lepidoptera; Pyralidae
Exons: 6
Coding region: 195-1379 (394 amino acids)
Biological process (GO): carbohydrate metabolic process
Cellular component (GO): endomembrane system
Molecular function (GO): oligosaccharide binding; chitin binding
Source: RefSeq, a predicted model, not a curated record